This is a messenger RNA of Astyanax mexicanus (Mexican tetra), 1932 nucleotides long. Its product is annotated as transmembrane protein 198. Bases 453 to 1478 code for a protein of 341 amino acids. Gene Ontology annotation, cellular component: plasma membrane. Lineage: Eukaryota; Metazoa; Chordata; Actinopteri; Characiformes; Acestrorhamphidae. The transcript is spliced from 5 exons. The record is from RefSeq and is a predicted model, not a curated record.
GAGCAGAUGGGUGUGUGGUGAUGUCAGUGGUCAGCUGGCUGCUCAGUGUUUGGGAUUAGAGUUUAGUGCUGCAGUCUGACUGAUCCAGAAGCAGCAGCAGCAGCAGCAGCAGUGUGGUUAUUGUGGGGUUUAGUUAGUUUGUGAAGUUUAUAAUAAUAAUAAUAAUCCUCUAAAGUUUGGCUGUUUUCUCUCAGACUGUGGUGAACUUUAGAUCCUGAUCUGGAGCUGGAGCUCGAGUUCACAGCAGACCUGCCUGCUGACUGAGAAUCAGGGAUUAUACGGUGCUGUGGAGCUCCAGCUGUUCCGGGCCUGAUCUGUAAUGAUCUGAAGCAGUGGAGGUGUUCUCUAUAAACAGCCUGAUUAUAUAUCAGGUUGUAGAUUUGAGAAGAAUGCACAGCGAUGGCUGUAAUUCUGAUGUGAGACGUUAAGCUGUGCUGAAGUUUGGAGGGAAUAUGGCAGACCCCUCUAUGCUGGUGAUGGAGGGGCUGAAUUCCACCCCGGUGACGGAGAUGACAGACAGCUGUCUGCUGGAGAUCAGGACCAAGUUCGAGGUCAUUCCUUCAGUCGCCUGCUGCAUGUGCUUCAUGCUGGGGGUCAUCUACUGCUUCUUUGGGUACCGCUGCUUUAAGAUGGUGAUGUUCCUGUCGGGUCUGGUGUUCGGGACGGGCGUGGGCUACCUGCUGUGCCUCCGGGAGCAGAUACAGGACUCGCCGCUGGAUGCAGAGACGCGGGCGGGCAUCUCUCUGGGCAUCGGUUUACUGGGAGCACUGGUGACUGUUCUGGUGCGCUGCGUGGGUCUGUUUCUCACUGGACUCCAGCUGGGCCUGCUGCUCAGUGUCAUCGCCCUGGUGGCAGCAGGACAGUAUUACCCCGUCUUCAGCCCGGUGUGGGUUCCCGCGGGCUCAGUGCUGGGCACCAGCAUGUUCUUCGCCGUGCUGACGCUGUGCUGGCAGAAGACCAUGACUAUUGUUGCCACGGCUACGCUGGGCGCAGCCAUCGUUGCGACGUGCAUGGAUUACUGCGUGGAGGCGCAGAUGGUGGCGCUGCGGGCGUACGUGGGGCUGAGGGGUGACCAGCAGGGGGUGAUGUGCUGGUAUAGCUGGGCGGUGGUGGGCAUGUGGCCUGCAGCAGCUGCUUUAGGAAUACUGGUGCAACGCAGAUACACAGCCAGAGGACUCUCACACUCAGAGGUGAUUGUUAGUGGUAAACAGAGGCAGGUCCAGCUGAUGAGGAUCAGAGAGAAAGACGCCCGUCGCCGGCCAGACGGAACAUACCGCCGCCGACCCCCACCCCUCAAACGCUACGCUGGAGACGUGCUCGCCCCGAGUUACCUGGCGAGUCUGCGGGAGCGUCAGAUGAGCACCGGGUCGUCUAUGAGCAGCCUGAGCACCGUCCACCACACCAUGAUCGACUUCGACUACGAGACCGGGUCCAUGGUGCCUCUGACCACCUCGUCAUCAGCAGUGCUCAGAGUGUGAACACACACACACUUACCCACACACUUACACACAUUUGCACACACUCAUACACACACACACACACACACGCCUGAGACCCUGGGACCUUUAUUUUUAAGCGCUGUGCACUCCAGGGCAGAAAACAGCCUGCUGCAGUAAACAGACUGGAGCGAUGCUGCAGAGACACUGCGGGGAUGACUGGGAGUACUGGGACACAAGACACGGGUCUACAGAGACUGAGACAAUAGAUCAGCUCUAUAAACAACACUGGAUCUCCUCAGGACUGGAGGCGCUUUGAGCAUUGGUGGCAUAAUAAAGCAUAAAUACACUAAUAUGUACCUUUAAAACUAACUGUACCAUCAAAACUAACCAACACUGUGAGACAAACUGCUUAAAAUAAACUACAUAGCAAUAAAUAAAGACACUUUGUAUUCAGAUUCAAAACUCUUAAAUAAAAUAAAAUGAGAAAACUGUA